Messenger RNA from Coregonus clupeaformis (lake whitefish), 2868 nucleotides. RefSeq names its product extensin-like. The record is from RefSeq and is a predicted model, not a curated record. Lineage: Eukaryota; Metazoa; Chordata; Actinopteri; Salmoniformes; Salmonidae. The transcript has 9 exons. Bases 1 to 2868 code for a protein of 955 amino acids.
AUGCAAGGAGCGCGACGAAGAGGCAGGAUCAAGAUGGAGGAAGUAGAGGAUGAGAUGGUGAAGAUGGGUAGGGGUGUGUUCCGUGUUCAGCCCUACCCCAGGGACAUCCGAGCCCCACCCCCAGUGUCUCCAGCCCUACCCCAGUGUAAGGUCUUCCAGUGUGUGUCCAGUGUGUCUUUCGACCAGCAAAGCCCAGCCCUACCCGCAGGUCUCCAGCCCUACCCCAGCCCAGUGUGCUCCAGCCCCACCUCCAGUGUGCCUUCCAGCCCCACCCCAGUGUUCUCCAGCCCCACCCCAGUGUGGCAGAAGUUCCAGCCCCACCCCCAUCCGCAGCCCUACCCCAGCGGGGUCAUCUCCGCAGCCUCUACCCACCAGUGUGUCUCCAGCCCCACCCAGGUGUUCCAGCCCACCCCAGGGCCUCCAGCCCCAACCUCAGCCUCUACCCCAGUGUUCCAGCCCCACCCCAGUGAACACUCCAGCCCCAAUCCCACAGGCCUCCAGCCCCACCCAGUGUAUCUCCAGCCCCACCCCAGUGUAGUCCCAGCCCCACCCCAAAGCCUCCAGCCCUACCCCCAGGGUAACUUCCAGCCCCACCCCAGUGCAACACUCCAGCCCCACCCCAGCAGACUCCAGCCCCACCUACAGUGUAUCCUCCAGCCCCACCCCCAGCGUAUCUCCAGACCCCCACCCCCAGUGGUGGAUGUCCAGCCCCCACCCCAGGUGUCUCCAGCCUCCCACCCCAGUGUCUCCAGCCCCACCCCAGUGUGUAUCUUCCAGCCCCACCCCCCAGUGUAUCUCCAGCCCCACCCCCAGUGUGUUCCGUUCAUAGACUUCCAGCCCCCCCAGUGUGUGUCUCCAGCCCCACCUCUUAGUCCCUACUCAGUGUGGAUCUCCGGGAGCCCCCCACCCUGUGCUCCAGCCCUACCCCAGCAAAGGCUCCAGCCCUACCCAGUGUCCAGACCCCCUGUCCAGCCCCACCCCAGUGUUCUCCAGCCCUACCCCAGGGCUCCACCCCACCCCCGGGGUCAGCCACCCCAGGAGUGUCACCUGUCUCCACCCCACCCCAGCGUUUCCCAGUGUGUUCCCAGCCCCACCCCAGUGGCAUCCAGCCCCACCCCAGUGUGCUCCAGCCCCACCCCAGGUCUCCACCCCUACCCCAGUCCAGCCCACCCCAGCAGUUGUCUCCAGCCUACCCCAGUGUCCAGCCCUACCCCAGUGUCUCCACCCCACCAGUGUCUCCAAACCCCCACCCCAGUGUGUCUCCAGCCCCCCCAGUCUCAGCCCUACCCCAGUGUGUCCAGCCCCUACCCCCAGUGUGUCCAAGCAGCCUACCCCAGUGCCUCCAGCCCCACCCCAGUGUACCUGUCCCACCCCAGUGUGUCUGCCCUACCCCCAGUGAUCCCAGCCCUCACCCCCAGUGUGUCUCCAGCCCCACCCCAGUGUGCUCCAGCCCCUACCCCAGUGUGUCUCCAGCCCCCUCCCAGUGUGUCUCCAGCCCCACCCCAGUGUGUCUCGUGUCUCCAGCCCUACCCCAUGUCUCCAGCCUACCCCAGUGUCUCCAGCCCUACCCCAGUCCCUACCCCAGUGUCUCCAGCCUACUCCCAGUGUCUCCAGCCCCACCCCAGUGUGUCUCAGCCCUACCCCAGUGUCUCCAGCCCUACCCCAGUGUCUCCCAGCCCUACCCCCAGUGUGUCCAGCCCCACCCAGUGUAUCCCCAGCCCUACCCCCAGGUAUUCCCCAGCCCCUACCCCCAGUCCCUACCCCAGUGUUCGCCAGCCCUACCCCAGUGUCUCCAGCCCUACCCCAUCCACCCUACCCCAGUGUGUCUCCAGCCCUACCCCAGUGUGUCCCAGCCCCACCCCAGUGUGCUCCAGCCCCACCCCCAGUGUCUCCAGCCCCUACCCCAGUGUUCUCUCAGCCCUGCCCCAGUGUGUCUCAGCCCCUACCCCCCCAGUGUCUCCAGCCUACCCCAGUGUCUCCCAGCCCUACCCCCAGUGUCUCCAGCCCUACCCCCAGUGUGUCCAGCCCCACCCCAGUAUCUCCAGCCCCACCCCAGUGUUCCAGCCCACCCCCAGUGUCUCCAGCCCUACCCCAGUGUGUCUCCAGCCCUACCCCAGUGUGUCUCCAGCCCCUACCCCAGUGUCCCAGCCCUACCCCAGUGUCUCAGCCUCCAGCCCUACCCCAGUGUGUCCCAAGCCCCUACCCCAGUAUCUCCAGCCCUACCCCAGUGUGUCCUCAGCCCCACCCCAGUUCCCAGCCCUACCCCAGUGUCUCCAGCCCUACCCCCAGUGUCUCCAGCCCUACCCCAGUUGUCUCCAGCCCCUACCCCCAGUGUCCAGCCCCCAGCCCUACCCCCCAGUGUUCCAGCCCUACCCAGCAGAAUUUCUCAGCCCCUACCCCAGUGUGUCCCAGCCCACUCAGUGUAUCCCCAGCCCCUACCCCAGAAUGUAUCUCCAGCCCUACCCCAGUGUCUCCAGCCCUACCCCAGUGUACUCCCAGCCCCUACCCCAGUGUUCCAGCCCUGCCCCCCAGUGUGUCUCCAGCCCUACCCCAGUACACCAGCCCUACCCCCAGUGUGAUCCCCCAGCCCUACCCCAGUGUAUCCCCAGCCCUACCCCCCAGUGUGUCUCCAGCCCUACCCCAGUGUCUCCAGCCCUACCCCCCAGUGUAUCCCCAGCCCUACCCCAGUGUAUCCCCAGCCCCUACCCCCAGUGUCUCCAGCCCUACCCCAGUGUGUUCCCAGCCCUACCCCCAGUGUAUAUCCAGUGUAUCUCCAGCCCCUACCCCAGCCCUAAACCCUACCCCCAGUGUCUCCCUACCUGGUUUUUUGUCUGCUGCGCUGCCUUGCUCUCUGCUGCUGGACUGUAG